Molecule: messenger RNA, 1137 nt
Organism: Penicillium oxalicum
Lineage: Eukaryota; Fungi; Ascomycota; Eurotiomycetes; Eurotiales; Aspergillaceae
Product: phospholipase D regulator
Exons: 3
Coding region: 1-1137 (378 amino acids)
Biological process (GO): positive regulation of catalytic activity
Cellular component (GO): fungal-type vacuole; cell periphery
Source: RefSeq, a predicted model, not a curated record
AUGGAUGCGGCAACUAUGCCCAGUGUUAAGCCUCAUCACCCAUCAGGUCUGGAUUCAACCCAAUCGAUGUCAGAGAAACCCCCACAAGACGCGGCUCUAUCGCCUACGCAAACGACGCAGCAAAAUACCGAGCCCCAGUCCGCGUUUCACAACGGGUCGAACUCGCCAGCCUCGGCGAGGCGAACCGCAGACGACUUGGCCAUCCAUGAGGCAGUGCGAUUGCAGCACUUCACGCUACGCACACUCCCAGCCUGGAUCCGAUCGGUUGAAGAAAUCGAGGCGGAUGCCGACGCGGCCGCGGCCACAGACCGAUUAUUGCCCCCACAGCCGCGCGACGUGCAGGUUGCCCAUCACAACCACACACCUUUCGGUAUUGAGAGCCGCGAUUUUGCACCGGGCGUCAACUCCAGUUCUGAGGAGGCCUUUCCAGCACGAGAAUCGCGAUGGGCGACCUUUUCGCGCCUCAUCCAGUAUCCUCGGGGCAAUCUUGACAGUUCCAAAGAGGUUACUCCGGACUGGCUGAAUGAAAAUUACGGCGACUUCUCAAGUCCAUGGCGCGGGAGGCUUCUUGAUGGCGAUAGUCCGGAACAUCCGCUCCACACCAAGGCGCGACGUCGGGAAAUGUGGCUCAAACGCUUCCACACGACGCUGCUGAGAAGCCCCAUUGUGCCGCUGAUCUUGCGACUGACGGUCUGGUGCUUCUCUUUGUCUGCACUGGCGCUGGGUGGGUCACUUCAGCACAUGGCGGACAAGGGCCAUACGGAUCAGGGCCCGUCCGCGUUAAUGGCCAUCAUCGUGGAUGCCGUAGCGCUUGUCUAUCUGGUAUACAUCACCUUUGACGAAUAUACGUCGAAGCCGCUCGGGCUGCGCUCGCCCUCCGCGAAGGCUCGACUCAUUCUCCUGGAUCUAUUUUUCAUCGUCUUCGAUUCGGCCAAUCUCAGCCUGGCUUUCAAUUCCCUCUCAGAGGUAACCGGCGCAUGUACAGAAGCCGAGGUUAACCAGAUCUUUGACCCUCGCAAUGAUCAAAUUUGUAUCCGCCAAAAGGCUCUUGCAUCUGUUCUCUUGAUUGCUCUGCUUGCCUGGCUUUUGACCUUUUGCCUCAGUGUUCUCAGGCUCGUCGAGAGAGUGAGACAAUGA